This is a messenger RNA of Sodiomyces alkalinus F11, 2461 nucleotides long. RefSeq names its product hsp70-like protein. Gene Ontology annotation, molecular function: heat shock protein binding; ATP binding; ATP hydrolysis activity. Gene Ontology annotation, cellular component: endoplasmic reticulum lumen; membrane; cytoplasm. Gene Ontology annotation, biological process: cellular response to unfolded protein; endoplasmic reticulum unfolded protein response; protein refolding. NCBI's taxonomy places the organism in Eukaryota, Fungi, Ascomycota, Sordariomycetes, Glomerellales, Plectosphaerellaceae. The transcript has 5 exons. Bases 219 to 2210 code for a protein of 663 amino acids. The record is from RefSeq and is a predicted model, not a curated record.
ACUCUUUCUCCCCCCCAACUUCUUCCACUUUCAACCUCUUAACUCUCUUCCCCCAUACCACACAAUCCCAUAGCUGGAGGAGAUCGUUGCCUCGCAGUGCGAACACGUUCCCUUCUUCUUUUAUUUUUGCACUUUCUUCAGCACCACCGUUUAUUGUGUUCUGGCGCGCGCAAAUACGAGAGAAGAGAUACCCCUCCGACCAACCUCACAUCAUCGCCAUGGCGAAAUCAAGGAGCUCAAUGGCCUUGGGCUUCGGCCUCUUGGCCUGGAUCUGUCUCCUUUUCUCUCCCCUCGCCUUUGUUCAGACUGCCCAGGCACAGGAUGCCGACUACGGCACUGUCAUUGGUAUUGAUCUGGGUACCACCUACUCGUGUGUCGGCGCCAUGAUCAAGGGCAAGGUCGAGAUCUUUGUCAACGACCAGGGUAACCGUAUCACACCGUCCUAUGUCGCCUUUACUGAGGAUGAGCGUCUGGUCGGUGACGCCGCAAAGAACCAGGCUGCGGCGAACCCUUACAACACCAUCUUCGAUAUCAAGCGUCUGAUUGGUCGCAAGUUCUCCGAGGCGGAUGUCCAAUCCGACAUUAAGCACUUCCCCUUCAAGGUCAUCUCUCGGGAAGACCGGCCGGUGGUUCAGGUUCAGACCGGUAACGAGGAGAAGACUCUCACUCCCGAGGAGGUUUCGGCCAUGAUCCUCGGCAAGAUGAAGGAGGUUGCCGAGGCUUAUCUGGGCAAGAAGAUUACCCACGCCGUCGUUACCGUCCCCGCCUACUUCAACGACAACCAGCGCCAGGCCACCAAGGACGCCGGCAUUAUUGCAGGUCUCAAUGUCCUCCGCAUUGUUAACGAGCCCACAGCCGCCGCCAUUGCCUACGGUCUUGACAAGACCGAUGGUGAGCGUCAGAUCAUCGUCUACGACCUUGGUGGUGGUACCUUCGAUGUCUCGCUGCUCUCCAUAGACGACGGCGUCUUCGAGGUUCUCGCCACGGCUGGUGACACCCACCUGGGUGGUGAAGAUUUCGAUCAGCGUAUCAUCAACCACUUCGCCAAGGCGUACAACAAGAAGAACAACGUCGAUGUCACCAAGGACGCUAAGGCCAUGGGCAAGCUGAAGCGUGAGGCCGAGAAGGCCAAGCGGACGCUCUCUUCCCAGAUGUCUGCUCGUAUUGAGAUUGAGGCCUUCCACCAGGGCAACGACUUCUCCGAGACUCUGACCCGCGCCAAGUUCGAGGAACUCAACAUGGACCUCUUCAAGCGGACCCUGAAGCCCGUUGAGCAGGUUCUUAAGGACGCCAAGGUGUCCAAGAGCGAGGUGGACGAUAUUGUCCUCGUCGGUGGUUCUACCCGCAUCCCCAAGGUCGUCUCCCUCAUUGAGGAGUUUUUCGGCGGCAAGAAGGCCUCCAAGGGCAUCAACCCCGAUGAGGCCGUUGCCUUCGGCGCCGCUGUUCAGGGCGGUGUUCUAUCCGGCGAGGAGGCCGCCUCUGAGAUUGUCCUCAUGGACGUCAACCCGCUUACCCUCGGUAUCGAAACCACUGGUGGUAUCAUGACGAAGCUGAUCCCCCGGAACACCCCUAUCCCUACUCGCAAGUCCCAGAUCUUCUCGACCGCCGUCGACAACCAGCCGGUCGUUUUGAUCCAGGUCUUCGAGGGUGAGCGUCCUAUGACUAAGGACAACAACAUCCUCGGCAAGUUUGAGCUCACCGGCAUUCCUCCUGCACCCCGUGGCGUUCCCCAGAUCGAGGUUUCCUUCGAGCUCGAUGCCAACGGUAUCCUCAAGGUCUCCGCUCACGACAAGGCCACCGGCAAGGGCGAGAGCAUUACUAUCACGAAUGACAAGGGCCGCCUUACCCAGGAGGAGAUCGACCGCAUGGUCGCCGAGGCGGAGAUGUACGCUGAGGAGGACAAGGCCACCCGUGAGCGUGUUGAGGCUCGUAACAACCUCGAGAACUACGCUUUCAGCCUGAAGAACCAGGUCAACGAUGAGGAGGGCAUGGGUGGCAAGAUUGACGAAGAGGACAAGGAAGCUCUCCUCGAGGCUAUCAAGGAGGCCACCGACUGGCUUGAGGAGAACGGCGCCGAGGCGACCGCGGAGGACUUCGAGGAGCAGAAGGAGAAGCUCUCGAACGUCGCGUACCCCAUCACCUCCAAGUUGUACCAGGGCGCUGGUGGCGCGGGCGGUGACGAUGAGCCCAAUGUUCACGAUGAACUGUAAUCGGGCAGAUGGGUCGUUGUGCAGUUGAUACAGGCAGGCGUCGGAGAAGGAAAAAAAAACCAUUCAAGUACCAUAAUGAAGUGGCCUACUCUCUGCGGGAGGCUUCACCUACAUCGUGUACUCCUACCUAUUCCCGGGAUUCUGGGCGAUUUGUUUCGUUGGCGCAGGGAGCAUGAAAGAGGGAUGUCCCAUGGACCACCCCUCCCAUACAUAUAUGUAAAGUACGUCGAACAUGAAUGAAUGCUCACUUG